CAGAAUGCCAUACACCGAAGCUUUCAUCAUGGAGGUCCAGCGAGCGUCGACCCUGGGUCCCCUCGGAGUGUCGCACACGGCGACGGCGGACGUGGACUUCGGCGGUUACCGAUUCCCCAAGGCUGCCGAAGGGAAGCGGGAGUGCCUGGGAGCGUCCUUGGCCCGGAUGGAGCUCUUCUCCUUCGUCGCCAUCCUCGUGCAGAAAUUCGCGUUCCUCCCGCCGCCGGGCCGACCUCGUCCCAGAGCGGAGGGCGUCGGCGGGAUCUUCCUCAAUCUGCCGAAGCCUUAUCGGUUCGUGGUGAAGGAGAGAAGUCGUUGAAGCGGGGUGACGAUUUUGCAACC
This is a messenger RNA of Darwinula stevensoni, 342 nucleotides long. NCBI's taxonomy places the organism in Eukaryota, Metazoa, Arthropoda, Ostracoda, Podocopida, Darwinulidae. The record is from the annotation of a GenBank genome assembly.